Messenger RNA from Gossypium raimondii (Peruvian cotton), 2312 nucleotides. Its product is annotated as putative pentatricopeptide repeat-containing protein At3g28640. Bases 141 to 1667 code for a protein of 508 amino acids. Gene Ontology annotation, biological process: RNA modification. NCBI's taxonomy places the organism in Eukaryota, Viridiplantae, Streptophyta, Magnoliopsida, Malvales, Malvaceae. Gene Ontology annotation, molecular function: RNA binding; protein binding. The transcript has a single exon. The record is from RefSeq and is a predicted model, not a curated record.
GAAAAUUUUCCAAAUGAUAGACGAUGUUAGAGCAAGCUUAUUGAGCUUAAUUGACACCCAAAUUUUAUAUCCUUAAAGGCUUCCACUAGACCCUUUAGCUCAUAGGUGACACCCCAACAUUCAAAAGCCCCAACCCAACCAUGAGCCACCACCCCAGCACCACCACCCAAGCCUGGACCCGGUGCUUAACCCUCUUAAAGCACUGCAGCAAAACAGCUCAAAUCAAGCCAAUCCAUGCCCUUUUAAUCACCCAAGGCCUCCACCAAAACCCCUAUAUCAUCAGCAAACUAAUCACCUCCCUUACCUCUCUUUCAACUAGCCUUGGCCUCCACUACUCUUCCCUCAUCUUUGACCAGCUUCAAAAUCCUAACUUAUAUAUCUACAAUGCCCUCAUUAAAGCUCACUCUAACAGCCCUCACCCUCGAACUUCCUUUCAUUACUUCAAUCUCCUCUUAAAUGAAGAAACUUUAAGACCCGAUUGCCAAACCUUUAGCUCGAUUCUUGUUUCUUGUGCCAAAACUUGCUCUUUGAUUUCAGGAAAGCAAAUCCAAAACUGGGUAUUUAAGAACGGAGUGUUUUCAUCAGAUUCUUAUGUUCAAACAGGGGUUAUUAGGCUUUACGUUGAAACCAAGCUGUGGGGUGAUGCAAGGAAAGUGUUCGAUGAAAUUACUUUCGUUGAUGUUGUUAAGUGGAAUGUGGUUAUGAGUGGGUUAAUACGGUGUGGUUUAGGGACUCAAGCUUUGGGUUUGUUUAAGGAAAUGUUGGUUGACGGUUUGGAGCCUGACGAGUUUUGUUUGACCACAGCUCUGACAGCUUGUGCACAAAGUGGGAAUCUUUGGGAAGGGAGAUGGAUUCACGAGUAUGUGAAGAAAAGGAAAAAUCAUUUGGGACUUGAUGUGUUUACUGGAACAGCUCUUGUUGAUAUGUAUGCAAAGUGUGGAUGUUUAGACUUGGCCAUGGAAGUUUUCCAAGGGAUGACUAAAAGAAAUGUAUUUUCAUGGGCAGCCAUGAUUGGAGGUUUUGCAGUUCAUGGUCAUGCAAUGGAAGCCAUUCAUUAUUUUGAAAAGAUGCAAACUUAUGGUGUUAGGCCUGAUGGGGUUGUUCUUCUUAGCGUUUUAACUGCAUGUAGGCAUGCAGGCUUAGCUGAGGAAGGUUUAUUUUUGUUGAAUAACAUGGAACAUCAAUAUAAGAUUAUGCCCAAACAUGAACAUUAUAGUUGUGUGGUGGACUUGCUUUGCAGGGUAGGUAGAUUUGAUGAAGCUCUAAAGCUCAUAAAACUAAUGCCUAUGAAACCGCUCGCAUCGGUCUGGGGCGCUUUAUUGAAUGGUUGUCGGAUUCAUAACAAUGUUGAGCUAGCUGAGCUUGCUGUUAAAGAGCUUCUAGAGGUUGAAGAUUGUGACAAGGAUGAAGAAGAUGCAGCUCUUGUGCAGCUAUCCAACAUUUACUUUAGUUCUCAGAAAAGUGAAGAUGGUUAUAGGAUCCGUAGGAUGAUCGGUGAUACAGGACUCAAGAAAGCACCAGGUUGCAGCAUGAUCGAGGUUGAUGGUAGGACAACAGAAUUCGUUUCCACAACAGAAUUCGUUUCCGGUGAUGUAUCGCAUCCACUCCAUUUUCAAAUACAUGCUAUACUGAGGCUACUCUUCCCUGAGGACCCUGACACCUUGUAGACUAUAUGGAUCUCAGCAAAUGGCAAUAGUGUCUGCACAUUGCAAAUUGACAAACCUAAGAAUUGCUUCCAACGAUGUUGCCGAUAAGGAGCUCUUUGUCUCUGUUGAGGGGAGGUUGGUCUCGACCCUCAACAGAAAGUAUUGUUCUUAUGUUGGGGUUUUGUCUCCCAUACUCCGAAGAAAGCCCAAAAGGUUUCAUAGAAUUUUGGGAGCGCCUUAGUUGUUGGAGAUACAACCUACAAGCUCACGGAAGAGGUGUCAAUAAUGUACUAUUGUGCGUAAUAUUAAUUAUGUAUAUUGUGCCUACCGGGGUUCAAACCACCAACCAAGGCAUCUAUAGCCCUUGCAAGCUUGUAGGCCUUAUUUUAAUCAACCGAGGCGCUCCUUGAAGUACAAGAGACAAAACCCCGACACAAAAAUAAUAUUUUCCGUUGAGGGUCUGGACCAACCUCCCCUCAACAGUCUCCCUUCUAUCAGAUUUGAUAAAGAUGGUAGCAAUAAAUUCUUUAUUACAAUGGAGCCAGCUGAGCCAUUUCUUGUAAUUUUUAUCUAAGUGACCAUUUCUUACCAACUAUCAAUAACUUUCUUGUUUGUGCUAACAAUUUUGCACUGAUUUAUUUACAAAGCUAGUUCAUUUUUUUUUUC